UCUCACAUACAAAGUGCUCCGAAAGAAAAUGCGCGUGAGAGUGGGCGACCACACAACGAUAACGAUACGAACCAAUCCCCCGUCACGACUUGCUAGCAUUGUCUAUAUCAACACUCCAACCGUACAACAUGCAUAGUCUCGUCCUUCUUUCUCAUUUUUGGCUGUUUCGUCGUGCGCUUCUCAAGACCACCGCACGGCGUUGUCACUUCUUUCCCAUUUCCAUUUCGAGCAUGAGGCAGCUGGUCUGGAGUUCAGGAUUGAGAUGUCUUGUUUGGAUGUUCUACACUUUUUCAGAUACGAGCAGCCGUUCUCAGCACUGGUACUUGACGGUUCGGCAACUUUAAUGGCAGAAAUCGAACCGGGUGAUUGGGGAUUUCC
Messenger RNA from Lindgomyces ingoldianus, 378 nucleotides. RefSeq lists its product as uncharacterized. Lineage: Eukaryota; Fungi; Ascomycota; Dothideomycetes; Pleosporales; Lindgomycetaceae. The transcript has a single exon. The record is from RefSeq and is a predicted model, not a curated record. The coding region runs from base 129 to 344 and encodes 71 amino acids.